Messenger RNA from Acyrthosiphon pisum (pea aphid), 2794 nucleotides. RefSeq lists its product as uncharacterized. The transcript has 3 exons. NCBI's taxonomy places the organism in Eukaryota, Metazoa, Arthropoda, Insecta, Hemiptera, Aphididae. The record is from RefSeq and is a predicted model, not a curated record. The coding region runs from base 353 to 1039 and encodes 228 amino acids.
GCCGCAUUAUCCGUUCGGUCGUCGGUAAAUGUUGUGGUCGUUGUUCACUAUAAUAUUGUUGUUCGUCUCUUUAUGUAAUACGCGCGUCGUCUCGGAAGUCCGCCGCACUCUCGCAGACUGAUAAUGCGUGAUAGCAAUAGAUUGUAAUACGUAGAACAAUAUUAUGUAUAGCUCUAUAUAGUAUUGAAUAUUACAUAGGUACCUAAUAUAAUAUAUUCUCGAGAAAACAAUAAUAAUAAUAAUAAUAAUUAUAAUUAUUAUUAUUAUUAUUAUUCACCCGCCGACGACGGUCGGCGCGCGGUCCGGAGCACCGGUAGUUGUUGUUAAUUUCUCGCACAGUUCUCCGUUCGAGAUGGGCAGCGGUCUGUGCAGGAGUAGAGGAGACGAAAGACCGACGCGGGCUGUACGACGGGGGUUCGACGGGUUGUACCGGAAGAUAGUUUUCAAUUACUCUAAACAGUGGACGCGUUAUUCAGACAAACACAAGAGGAGUGAAAAAAAAAAGACCAAACACAAUAAGAGCAGAAGGAAGAAACCGAUCAUCAGCGGACCGUUUCCGGCAGAUCCGGAUCGACUGCAAGGUGAAAAGUGGCAGUACGUGAUACUGACGCGGUUGGACACAGAACCGCCGCCCGAACGACCGCCGCGAACCAAGCGCUGCCGCCGGCAGGAGACGGCGAUCAGUGGCGUCAGUGGCAUCGUCCGUUGGGGAUCGGAGCGGCGGCGGCGGCGGCGGCGGUCGUUCGGUCGCAGGCGGCAGACGACGCCGCCUCAGAGUCUGUCCGCCGAUGAGCCGACGGAACCGGUGUCGUCCGGACGGAUCGAAGUUGGCGAUGACGGCGGAACGGUCAAAAGAGCGGUGGCGGCGGCAGAAAAGAAAGCGCCGCCGGCUUUCGACAAGGCCGUCGAAAAGACUUCGAUGUGGGUCGUUUUGUGGUCGGGCGCCGUCGUCGCUGGUCGGACGUUCGCUGCCCGACAAAACGGUUUGCUCAAGUCCGUCGCCCGCGCCCAUGCGAUGGCCAACGAUUUGACGUCGUAACAUUAACAGAUUGGCGGCGGUGCAUGUGGAAAAUUACAGCGGUGGAUAACCGCGGUUAAGGUGCCUCGGUACUUCCGCUAAUCUUAGUUCAAAAGACCUCAAGUUUUGACAAAAUUUAAGUUAGUUGACGUUGUCGGAUUUCUAUUCUAAAAAAAAAAAAAUUGAACUCGCCAGAAAAUUGUCUAUAGAAUGUACGGGAUACGUUGUAAAGAUUAAAUCUUAUAUUAUUGUGAACUGUAUUUGAAAACUUGAAAGUAUGAAUUUUUUCAAAUCAUAAUUAAAAUUAUAAACGAAAAGUGUUUUUUACAGACGAUUUUCUGCUGGAUUCAAAUAUUUUUUCAAAAAUCAGAAUCAGACAACGUUAGUUAACUUUAAUUUUGUCAAAACAAUAACAUGUAAGAAUUUGUAAAAUUCGUGUAUCGAUUUUUGACAUAUGCAUGCCCAUAUGAGAGUGGUACUGGAAUUUAAUUUCACUCACAUUAAUAAUCAUUUACAACUACCUAACUCAUAGAUCCCGGGUGGCUAAGACAAGAUUAGAAAUUGCCUAAUGGUUGCCCCUUAAAUAAUAGCCCAUAGCGAGGCCCAUUAAAGAUAUAAUUACUUAUUAUAAGUAUCGUGGUAAUAAUCGAGUGUUUAUGGUAUCUUUAUAGUGAUAAUAAUACUGCAAGCUAUCGAUACAUCGUACAUCACCCACACACAUAAUAUACUAUUACAAUCAUAAUAUUAUAUUAUUAUAUAAUCUAUAUAGGUACUGUAAUUGACUUUUCAAAAAGCCACUGCGGAAAAUCCUAUUUUGUUUUAUAUUUAAUAUCACAAUAUUGUCUUUAUUGACGAAUCGCGUGAGACCAUAAUACAUAACGAAAUCUAGUGGUUGUCCAAAAUCCGUACGUGUUAUUCUAUUUAGAUUUCCAAUCAUAAACUAUAAGUUAAACCAGCAUGCGAAAAUAUGUCCUAUGUUAAUUUGAUUGUCUGUAGAUAAUCAGAUCUAACCACAGGUUGUGAAAAGUGCGCUGCAUUACUAUUGUAUACAAUUAUAUUAUACAGUAUAGUUGGGGGGUGUACAUCAUAGAGUAAGAUAUAUUAUGGUGUACAUGGCAAAGGAAGAGUAAAAUAUGCCUUAUAGCGCCUUAUACUUAUUUCAUUAUAUUUUGGUUUCAAAACUCAAACUAUAGGUUUGACAUUUAAAAAAAUGUCUAAUAUAGAUAUAAUAUAUUACGAUAAUAAUAAUAAAAAGAUAACCGUAUAACUCUCCUGUCACAUUAUAAAACCACAUCUUGCCUAACGUGCCGAUUUUAUGCCAUCCAAAUACACGUCGGAGGAGACGUCUUACUAUCGAGUUCAAUUUAAGUGCACACUCGACGCAUUUGAACGCCAUAAAGGCUGAACGCAAAACAGUUCAACGAUUUAUCCGGUAAUAACAUGGAGAAGAAAAAAAAUAUAUAUAAAUAAAGUGGCAAUGUAAUGCCGAAAAUCCUCCUUGCGCAGUGUUUAUGACUUCCGCGGCUCGACGGAUGAUACUUCCGGUGUGUUAAAGCCAAGUCGCCUUGUCAUCAUUUCAGAAACAGGUCGUUCGAUUCGAGCGGAAAGGCAAGGCAAGGGGAUGAAAAUAAAUAUAUUUAUAGGUUCGACGCUAUAUAAUGGCUCCAUUCGAUAUGCGAAUACAUAGUAUAUACAUACGAGUUGUACUAUAUUAUAUAGAUCGUAUAUUUUCGUUUUCCAAUUUCAUUCACCAUUCUACACGUCCCAUUAAUAUUG